This is a messenger RNA of Macrobrachium nipponense, 1321 nucleotides long. Its product is annotated as mRNA decay activator protein ZFP36L1-like. Gene Ontology annotation, molecular function: mRNA binding; metal ion binding. NCBI's taxonomy places the organism in Eukaryota, Metazoa, Arthropoda, Malacostraca, Decapoda, Palaemonidae. The record is from RefSeq and is a predicted model, not a curated record. The coding region runs from base 144 to 1187 and encodes 347 amino acids. The transcript is spliced from 3 exons.
AGGCGAUUAAUCAAGAAUCGAAUUUUUGGCGGGAAAUCUGGACUUGAUCAGUGACAUCCACCAUGGCAAAGAUUCCCUCGAGUGACUCUCAAACCCUCAGUUGACGCCGAUCAGUUCCGGAGGAAGGAUCUGUCACUCGCAUCAUGGAUUCCAGGAACUAUCCCAGACAGUCAAGCUUCAGGUAUUCUACCAACCCGAGCCAUGGAUUUUCGAGAAACCAGAGGACGCCUCCAGCCCGUCGCAGGCUUCACUUUUCCAGCCCACCCUCUUCAGCAGGCAGAGGGACUGGGAGUGGCAGCUACAACAGGAAGGACGGAGCGAAGCAGCGCACCUACUCGACUGUCCAUCUGCGAUACAAAACAGAGCUUUGCAGAGCCUUUGAAGAGAGUGGGGUGUGUCGUUUUGAAAGCGAUUGCACCUUCGCCCAUGGAUUUGAAGAGUUGCGAGCUGUCUCGCGGCAUCCAAAAUACAAAACAGAGCUCUGUCGAACGUUCCAUGGAUAUGGGUUCUGUCUGUAUGGCAUCCGGUGCCACUUUGUACACAGCCUGGACGAACUCGGUGGUUUGUCUCCUACUGAUGAGUAUCUGAUAAGAAAACACCAAAUGGAAAUGCUAUCAAACAUAGCCCGAACAGAAACAAACACAAAGCCAGCUAUCAACCGUGUUUUACUUACAAAUCUUCAACAGCUUUAUGAUACACAGAAGCGAGCUGGAAGCCCGCCUCUGCCUCAGCACCUCCAACAGUUGUUGAAUAAAGAUCUUCCCACAGCCAGCAGUGCAGCCAUGUUGCUGAUGAACCAGCAGCAAGUUCCCCCAGAUCCUGCAGUGGCAGUUGCUGACUUUCUGCGGCAGCUCAACCAGAUGACUGUGGCUGAGUCGCCCUGUUCAAAAACUGAAACCCUCAGCUGCGAUCCUGACGUCAGCCCCGAUCGUCUGACAGAAGCCAGUCUGUCAGGAAGUAUGGAUACUAGCUUCCACAAGGGAUUAGACAGCAGUGGUAUGUCCAACUCAAGUGUUUUUGAUUCGCCUCCUAAGGAGUGCCUCUGGGGCAACGAGCAAAAACCCAAUUUCCAGCAUGAAGGGAAUGGUGGCAAGCGGACUUUGAAUUCUCAGCAUGGCUCUCGAGAAGAAAGGGCUGCAGUCCUUGCAACUGCUGUGGCUGAGGCUGCUAUUGCAAUUUCAAACUAAUGUCGCCUGCUUUUGACCAUAACAAAACUAAUGCAGUAUAUGCAAGUAGUUUUUUCUACUUUAUACUUGGUUGAAUAUAUAUCAACACAAACUUUGAGUCUGCUUUGAAAUGCAAUAUUACGUUUUUGAGUAUA